Molecule: messenger RNA, 802 nt
Organism: Abrus precatorius (Indian licorice)
Lineage: Eukaryota; Viridiplantae; Streptophyta; Magnoliopsida; Fabales; Fabaceae
Exons: 1
Coding region: 136-522 (128 amino acids)
Source: RefSeq, a predicted model, not a curated record
AUCAUUCCAUUUUACAAACUUCAACGCAACACUUCAUAUAUACGUAGGCAGCCAUCUACGUGUAUAUAUAGUAUAGUUAAGAAAAUUAAUUAAGCUAUAUAUAGCUGGUAAUAUAGUACAUAUAUACACAUAUAUAUGGGAAACUGUUGCACGACGGUGUCGUCUAUGGAUUGGGGUGGCGAUGACUGGGGCUCUUUGUCGUCUAAGCAUAAAAGAAAGAUGAGUUCGAAGGUGUUUGAUGAGGUUGAUGGGUUGAGUUUGGGGAACGUGGAGAAGGAGAGGCUUUUGGGUGCGUUGAGAGCUUCUUCUGAUGCUAAUGGGAAGGUGAAGAUUAAGAUCUCAAAGAAGGAGCUAGCGGAGUUGUUGAGAAGGAGAGAGAAACAAGGUGAAGGAGGACACGCUUCUGCAGAACAAGUUCUGGUUCGCUUGAUACAUGCCAAAGAUCAUGUGAGUAACGAACACCAUGAUGCUCAUCAUAGGCCAUGGAAGCCCGUGCUACAGAGUAUUCCUGAGGUUAAUUAAUUGAAAUGAGAUCUAUUAUCAGAGGUUGUUAUAGUGGGGUGUGUAGUGUAGAGGUUGAGAAAGGUUUAGGUUUGUGCUUGUAGAAAAUCGAACUAAGAAACCCAGGAUUUAUUUAUUUAUUUAUUUUUCUUCCAUGUUUUCAGCUUGUAUUUUCGUUUAGGAUAGAGGUUGGGAAUGUGUGAUCUGUAUAUUCUUGAUCCUGAGAGUGAAACCUGAACUGAUGGAAGGGAAAUUUCUUGUGUAAAAUCAAAUCGUAAAUCAAUGUUAAUUAAUUACUCUU